AUGCCCUGCCCUGGAGACAAGACUGCAUUGUGCGGUGCCGGAAACAGACUCAACAUGUACUACAGUAGCAACUCGACGAAGGCUUCUACCGAUCCCAUGAACGUCAAUGCCACCGGCAACUACUCAUUCUACUCCUGUUACAAGGAUAGUCCUCGGGCCUUGAGUGUGGUGUCGGCCAGCGACACCAUGUCAGUCGACGCUUGUUUGAAGCUCGCUGAGGCCGGCAAGUACACCUGGGCAGGGCUAGAAUAUUCUAGGGAGUGUUGGCUAGGUAAUGCGCUAGCCAGUGGUACAGGUAAUGCGACCGCAUCGGAGUGCAAUAUGCCUUGUAAGGGUAUGCCCGGGCAACUUUGUGGAGCUGGCUCUAGACUUUCGCUAUACAAGAGGAACACCGGCUCAUAG
Aureobasidium subglaciale EXF-2481 is the source of this 402-nucleotide messenger RNA. RefSeq lists its product as uncharacterized. The transcript has a single exon. NCBI's taxonomy places the organism in Eukaryota, Fungi, Ascomycota, Dothideomycetes, Dothideales, Saccotheciaceae. The record is from RefSeq and is a predicted model, not a curated record. Bases 1 to 402 code for a protein of 133 amino acids.